This is a messenger RNA of Rotaria sp. Silwood1, 276 nucleotides long. The record is from the annotation of a GenBank genome assembly. Lineage: Eukaryota; Metazoa; Rotifera; Eurotatoria; Philodinida; Philodinidae.
AUGAUAAAUAAUCAUAAUCAACAUUUAUUAUUUAUGAAUACAAUGAUGCCAUCCAUGACAGCUCAAUCAUCUCAACAACAACAACAACAGCAACAACAAGAAAAUCAAUAUGAUCGUUCUUCAAUUAAUAGUCAACAAUGUUUAGCUGAUAAAAUUCAAGCUGUACUAUCAAAUUAUAAUCAACAACAAAAUUCAUCUAUGGUUGAUCCAACUGUAAGUAAUCAUAUGAAUACAAAUUAUCAACAAGCAACACAUGGUUUUAUUCAAUUUCAAUAA